AUGGAAAUGACUUCCGAGCUCGAAUCGCUUCUUUGCAAGCAAGAGGGCGCCUCAAUAGCGCCCGCCCACAUGGAUCUUUUUGAUGGUGGGACCUCGUCGCGUGACGAUGCCUUCCUCCGCCCCGCACUUUGGGAGGACAUCGCGUCUUCCAUCAGGAACAUUGACCCUGAGAAUGCGAACAUGCUCGCGCCUCUGGGCGCCACCCACGUCAAGCUGGAGACUGACGAAUUGCUGGAAGAGUGCGCUACACCACUACUUAGUCCUUUGGAAAUCAAGACGGAGAGACUCGGUGCUCCACCCACGUACGCCCAUCCUCAGCCAGCCCAGCAUCACCCGCAACAGCCGGCCUACUCCAAAUACCCACCUUCGAGGCUGGUGUACAUGUCUCCGUUGACACCACCUGGUUCGGACCAGGGCAGUCCGGGAAACUCUAUGCAGUGUGGCCCUAGAAGAACGCCACCGCCGCCGUAUCAUCCACCGCCGAUGCUACGACCGCCAUUGGGACCUCAACAUCAGACACAUUCUCAACACCACCCUCCGCCUAUGCCGCAAAUGCAAAUGGCUCCACAGCCGCCUGUGCCCCCACCGAUGGGACACGGCCCCAUGCCCCACUCAAGACUUGCCCCACCGUCGCAUUCUUUGAAAUACAAUAGACGGAACAAUCCUGAGCUGGAAAAGAGACGGGUUCAUCAUUGUGACUUCCUAGGCUGCACAAAAGUUUACACAAAAAGCUCACACCUCAAAGCCCAUCAAAGGAUUCACACAGGAGAAAAGCCCUAUACCUGCCAGUGGCCUGAAUGUGAAUGGAGGUUCGCACGUUCCGACGAGCUGACGCGUCACUAUCGCAAGCAUACAGGUGCAAAGCCAUUCAAAUGUACGCCCCCGGCGCCUCAAAUCUCUCAGGAGGAAUGUAGUGAAAAUAUUUUUCUGGAAUGUGACCUAGACUCAAGCUUGAUGGACACGUUCUACAGCGUGCUGUGA
Molecule: messenger RNA, 981 nt
Organism: Leptosia nina
Lineage: Eukaryota; Metazoa; Arthropoda; Insecta; Lepidoptera; Pieridae
Source: the annotation of a GenBank genome assembly